Messenger RNA from Oryza sativa Japonica Group (Japanese rice), 2266 nucleotides. RefSeq lists its product as uncharacterized. The record is from RefSeq and is a predicted model, not a curated record. NCBI's taxonomy places the organism in Eukaryota, Viridiplantae, Streptophyta, Magnoliopsida, Poales, Poaceae. Gene Ontology annotation, molecular function: protein binding.
UAAACUUUUUUGUGGCACACAUGUAAGUAGUAACUUUUUUUUAAGUUGCAUAGGGGUCUUGGUUCUCCUUCUCCUCGCGCCGCCUCUACUCACUCUGGCUCACCGCCCCCCUGGAUCUGGUUCUCAGAAGGCAGACGAGAGAGCAGACGAGAGGGGGGAGAGUUGCGGAGCAGCGGAAAGGGGUCGCCAAUCACGACCCUAUCUUCGAUCCGUACGGCGACGGUCAUCGCGACCCCCGCGAAUUGCUCCGUCGCGGCGUCAUCCCGUGAACCAGGUGACACUGAGAUACAUGCUGGUGGGGUUGUGUUGAUUGGGUGGAUUGCAGUAAACAUAUCACCUUAGUAUGUCAGAAAAGCAGGAGUCCAUGGCAAAGCUUCUGCCUGACGAUGUGCUUACAAUCAUCCUCCGUUGUCUUGCGCCACAUGACCUUGCCAUGUCUCGCUGUGUCUGCAAACUCUGGUGCACCAUCAUCGACACUCAUCGCAUGCUGCGUGUGGACCUCCUCCCACACUCAGUAGGCGGCAUAUUCAUCAACUUUCAUGAUCUAGGCUUGUCAGAAUUCUUCGCCCGCCCCUCGACAGGCCCCACAAUAUCUGGCAACAUCAACUAUUUGCCUCUCACAUCCAUAGUUAGGGGCCACUGCAAUGGGCUCCUCUUGCUUUACAGCCAUAUCAGUCGUCCCGGCAUGAAGCAGUUUUAUGUGGUUAACCCGGCUACAAGACAGUGGGUGCAAUUGCCUCCACCUCCAAGGCCUGAUAUUGGGAUCAUGCACUUAGACAAUUUGUACCUUGCCUUUGACCCCACCUUGUCGUCACACUUUGAGGUAUUUCAAAUCCCCUAUGUUGAUGUCUUCCGCCAUCGCUCUGAGUUGAAUCCUGCAAUAGAGGGAAUAGAAUGGCCACCGUCAACAUGCGUUCUGCAUGUUUUCUCAACAAGGACAAGGCAAUGGGAGGAGAGAUCAUUUGUUCGAGAAGGGGAGGCUGCAGGAUCUUUGGCUAUCAUACGACGAGAUUUUCCAAAUUUUCUGCACAAUGCUGUCUACUGUCGGGGAGUACUUUAUGUACGCUGUCAAACCAACUUUGUAAUGAGAAUAUCUUUGUCAGAUGGCAAGUAUCGAAUAAUUAAACCACCAGUAGAGAUUGAACGGUACGAGGAGUCAAAUAUUUAUAUGGGACUAUCACAGAAGAGGGUGUACUGUACAUUCUUUGAUGAUCCAGACAUAAUUUAUAUUCUUGAUGAAUCGUACGGAAAAAUGGAGUGGGUGCAGAAGAACGCUAUUAGCUGUCUGGUCAUACAUGCAUUUCAGCAAACUGAUGGGCCCUGGACCUUACAAGAUAUAACUAUCAUGAAUAUCCUGAUGCGUACGGACAUGACAACAGUGAGGCAAUAGAGGAACAAAACUUUGAUUGGGACUCUGACAAUGAUAAUUUUAUCAACACUACAGACGAAAGAAAUUUGCGCUACGGUAGAAUUACUUUUCUAGGAUUUCACCCUUACAAGGAAGUUGUUUUCUCAAGUCACUCAUUGAGCCGAGGACUGGCAUACCACUUAAAUACCAUGAAGUUUAGAGGCUUUGGCAAGAUUCAAGACUUGGGCAAUCUUGGCCCAAAAUAUUAUGGAGGAUGUAUGGGUAUCCAACCAUUCAUUGAAGAGUCUUUUCUGUGCACACCUUGGAUGGGAGAGUUCCCAAAGGACAUUAAUUAAGAUCUCAUCUUGAAGAUUACUACACAAUGAAUAUGGCAUAUUGCCUUACUGUCAUUCAGGACAAGUAUCUCAAGCCAUGAAGUAUCUUUUGAUAGCUUGUAUCGCUGAGCUUCUCGAGUUCUUGUAAUUUAUCUGCUGUCGGAAUAUUAUGCAAGUUAAGAGUCCAUUAAUCGUCACUGGACCUACAUCAACACUCAGUAAGGAGUCAUUAGAUGGUACUAAUUACAGAGCACGGUGCAUGGUGUUACGAUUUGCGAGAGCUUCUGCUGUGUGCAAUGCUAUAUGCUUUCUGUAAUGCAAUGCCAGAUGUUCCAAACCAGUUAUGUUUAUUUUAUGUGUGUUACUCCCCUGUCCUAAAGGAGAUUACCUCUACAUUAAUGUUAAGUACUGCAAAUCUAGAUGGACUGGUAAUAUUUGUCUCUCUCUCUCUCUAUGUGUGUGUGUGUGUGUGUGAUAGGCCAUAUACUGUGGAGCGGCAUGCUUGUGGCAGAUGAAUAGCUAAUAGAGUAAUCUGUGUGAAAAGUUCCAACCUUUGACAUUAUAUGAAGAAGGUUUUGUAUAA